ACGCGAGUAAGGAGGAAAACAACCCCAGAUCGCGAUCGCGUUCCCGUUCAAGGUCAAAAGAAAAUAAGACGCGCAAAAAACAAAGACCAGCCUCCCAAUCGAGCUCUAGCUCAAGUUCAAGUGAACAAUCAGACUCCGAAGAGGAAAACCAAGAUUCAAGAUGUCAAUCCGGUCAGGCGGCUCUGUCUGGCACACGGAAUGAAGAACACUCGAAUCACAAACGAGCUC
Amoebophrya sp. A25 is the source of this 228-nucleotide messenger RNA. The record is from the annotation of a GenBank genome assembly. NCBI's taxonomy places the organism in Eukaryota, Dinophyceae, Syndiniales, Amoebophryaceae.